Molecule: messenger RNA, 4076 nt
Organism: Acanthochromis polyacanthus (spiny chromis)
Lineage: Eukaryota; Metazoa; Chordata; Actinopteri; Pomacentridae
Gene: lrrc41
Product: leucine rich repeat containing 41
Exons: 10
Coding region: 88-2064 (658 amino acids)
Source: RefSeq, a predicted model, not a curated record
GUUUGUUUAUCAGUCACAUAAACGACAGCGAAGAAGAGCGGAUGGAGCCAGAGCUAAGCAGAAGCUGACUGGAAUAUACGCUGAAAGAUGUCGAACACAGAGCACAGGGACCUGACGAAGAUACGUCUGAAAGAAAUAUGUUUCGGUGCUGUCAGGAAGCAUUUUGCUGCUCUGGGCACCGAGGCUGUUCUCGGUCUUCCAACGCCUCUCAUGAAAGAUCUUCUUCCUCACCUGACCAUAUGUCAGCUCGAUGAACUCCAACCUGUGCUAAACCAGAAAGGGAUAUCCACUCACUCUGAAUGGGUUAGAGUCCUACGGGACAUGUAUGGACCGAACCAUGCCAUAGACUUGCAUUCAGAAGAAGAGGCCAAACAUGAAGUUAUGAGAAUACUUUUUCCACUUGUAUUCUAUGGCUUCACAAACUCCUAUGUCAAAAGAAACCUCAGACAUUUAAGCAGUCCAUCUUUCCUGUGGGCUGCAGCUAAAUGUAUCCAACACUUUUUACUUGUUACCAGCUUGCAUAAGCCCCUUCAAAGUUUAACUGCUGAGCAGUGGCCUCUUCUGAACCUUUUGGAGAAGCGUAUUAAGAGUGUUGGUGUGUCGCAACCUAUUGAUCUAUCAAAGAGGACGACACAAAGUGGGCUGUAUGUCCUCCAUCGCCUGCUUGACCAUGGGGUGGCUACAAAACUUGUUGUGCAUGUGCAGUGUCCCAUCGUCCUGGCCUGGCUCCUACAUAAACGGGGAUCUCAGUAUGUAAACCUGGAGCUGAAGAAACUAAUGCACUGCAGAAAGGCAAGCUGGAUUUCAGGAGCCCCUACUGUCAGAACAGAAGGGGCCAGUUGCAGUCCAGGUCUUCAGGCAAGGGAUGAUCAGGAUGACCAAGUUAUUCCUUGCAAAAGAUCAAAGAUGGACUCAGUAUCUGUACUGGAGGAUGAAUCUGGAAAGGAAAAUUCUAUUGUGGACCCACAAGUUCUCUGUCGAGCCUUUACGCCAUGUGAUGACCUCAGAGCAGAAGCGUGUCCGUGGGGACAGAUCACUUGUCUGAAGAUCACACAAUGUGGGCCUGACUGUCUGGAAGUCCUGUACUCUGCCCUACCCACGUUUUUCUGCCUUCACUCCCUAAGUCUUCACAGCACUUUGACCUUCAGGUACUCGGAUGUUUUGGACUUGGCCAGAGCCCUGAAGCAGCUGUCUGACAGCUCUUGCAGCUCCCUCACUGAUCUGUGUGUCAGCAUCCUGCCAAACACCAACCUCCUGGAGAUCCUGCUGGAUGCAAGCCCCACAGUGACAUCCCUAGACGUGGAGAUCCACACUGUGAUGUUCGAGCCAUACUUCUUACCACUUCAUCCCAGGACCGCUGAGUCAGACAUGCCAGCAGUACUGCUCCUUGAGAAGCUGAAGGUCAAAGUAGCUGAGGUCCAAACAGAUCUGCAUUUCAUGACGUCUGUGCUGAGGCGCUCUCCACGUCUCACCUCACUUCACGUAGCUGGGAUGAGAUUACCCACCGGCUCCUCUCAAAGCCAACUCCUCACCACCCUCUCUGUGUCUAAUCCCUGUUUGAAGACUCUCAACUUGGAGGACAUGAAGCUGUGUGAUUGUCUCCCUGAUGUUCUGAAUCUACUGGGAGAGUGCAAAUUAGAAGAGCUGCAUUUGAAUGACUGCCGCCUUCUUGAGAAGUGUACUGACAAAGAAGAGACGCUGCAGCAGCUGGUGGGUGCUCUGAAGACAGUGGCUUCUCUCCACACACUAAGCCUGGCUCAGAAUCGACUGGCCAAGCAUGUGUGUGCCCUGGCAGAGCUCUUCUCAGGAUCCUCACCAAGCUCAGUGACACGACUCAAUAUCAGCUCCAACUUCAUUCAGCCUGCUGAGCUGCUGGAGUUUGCUAAGCGACUGGAGACACAUCGCCCCCCACACCAGCUGACGCUCGACCUCAGGAAGAACCCCGGGGAUCGAGACCCUGACACGUGGAACGCUGCACUGAAGAGGCUUCGUCCCUUCAGUGUUCUGCUGGUUGAAGGCUGGAAAUCCACUGACACAAUGGUGGAGCACAUUAGCAACAUGUGAACAGAGCUAGGGAAGAAUCCCAGCAUCCAAAGCUGGCUGUAAAAAGUUAGUACUUGAAAGUUUGGAACUUUUUAAAAAACAUUUUAUCUCAGAAGAGUGACUGUGAUCAGUUUUAGUACAGUUACAGAUUCCAAUGAGAGGUUUUCAUUGUUUAGGAAAAACCUCAAAACACAAAAAACCAUGCCUGCAGCAUGUGUCACUUUUUUUCUGUACGGGUGGCAAUCUGUCAGUUUACACAACACUGCUGGGAAUAAGGAUGGGCAGCAGACACAUGGUUUUAAAAGUUCAAAGGACAUGAGAAUGUGGAUAGCUCUGCUUUGUAACGUUUUAGUAGUGACCUAUUCUGUGUGUGCAGGUUCACAGGAAAAUAAAAAUAAAAGCACAUCCAAUGUUAGUAUGACAUUUGAAUAAUUUAUUAAACCAACAUUUGUUACACUUCCAGAGUCUUCUCUCAGACAGAGUGUGAGUGACAGUGGACAAGAUAGAACUGAAAAACCUGGAGGACUGACGUCGAGGUGCAGAACAGUUUCACAGCAGCUGUCUUGCACCUUCUCUUGUCACUUUCUUACAUUAGACGAACAGCAUCGACAACGACUACCAAUUCAUCAUUAGUAGGAACCAAGUAGAAAAAACAAUCAGAAAAAAAUGGAUUAGAAAGAGCUUAAUAUUUUUCUUAGUGGAUUUUUUAAAGCUAAAUACUGAAGCACUUCUUCACUGUAAAUUCAGUUUGUUUUCCUUGUAUAUUGUCAUGUUUUAGUAAAUUCAAGUUGAAGAGAGUGAAGACCCUAUGUCUGCAUGCUAAUUGGUUGAUUUGCUGGGUCUAUCUACAACCAUCUCUUACAUAAAACAAAAACACUCACAAACACACCACAUACACGCUCAUACACACUGCUGCAACAUUUCAGCCCGACCACGGCUGAGGCUUCUCAUUUACUAAGUGGUUUUACACAAAACAAAAAAGAUCAAAAACAUUUGGCUGUAUUCAUACCUCAUAAAGAAGUCACUUUUCAUUGAGUAAGAGGUUCAGAUUCCUUUCUUGUAGGAGUGAUUUGUAACUGAAAUUUAUCUCCCUUUUUUUUUUUUUUUUUUUUCUCUGAGACAGCAGUCACAACAGAUGAUAAACCUUCAUGUCAAAAACCCAUUCACUGAUUCAGUCAUAAUAUGAAAGCAGUUUGAGAUUCCAACCUCUGACAUGAUGUAAUCUUUUCCAUCUCUGUCGGUGGGAAGCAAAUUGGACCCUGGUUACUUACAAGUGUAGCUCACAUAUUAUCUCUUGUCAGUUUAUAAGCUAGUCAGCUGUUCAUUGCAGGCUUGCUAGGGUGUUUUUUUUUUUUGUAAAGUUAGGAAAAUGAUCAAACCUGGAACCCCCAUAAUGAGGAGAGACAUUGCAACAAACAUGCAGUGUCUGACAGCUAAAACAUUGUGUAGGCUUCCAUGUCUAAAUAGUUUACAUGUGUGAAAUAAGGUCCAACUGGCAAAGUGGAGCUUUGGAGCUGUUGGAAGUCAUGAUGUAUACUUUAAACAGGUCUAAGCUAGUUCCUGCUUUGUUCCAAGGUAGGCUAGAUGCUUGCCUGUGGAUGAGAAGGAAUCAGUAUUUGUUUGAUCAGUAAGCAGUCUGUGAAACUCUCCACAAGUGAGGACAGCUGAGUGUGACAAUGUCUCAAACCGACCACCUGACAAUGACUGAUAAAGUAGGUUUAGAUGGAAUUCUUAAUCAGGGUAAUUAAUAGGGUUCAGAUAGUUCUUUGAGCUGGCUCAUUUCAAACCUACAGGAGACAACAGAUGUGAGUACAACCCGGUGCAAUAUCAGCUGUCAAAAGAUUUCAAACUGCAUCACUCUCUCCAGCAUUUUUUGUUUUAUUUCUCUUUUUAUUUUUAUUUUCAUUCUUAUUACUUGCUCUAGAUUUGUAUAUAUAUUUCUCCCUAUUUCUUCAUUAUGUCAUUGUUGCACUGACUGCUCUAUGUGCCUUUUUAAUUGCCCCCUGGGUACAAAUAAAGAUUUCAGAGUCUGA